This is a messenger RNA of Corvus hawaiiensis (hawaiian crow), 1053 nucleotides long. RefSeq names its product signal sequence receptor subunit 3 (gene SSR3). The transcript has 5 exons. Lineage: Eukaryota; Metazoa; Chordata; Aves; Passeriformes; Corvidae. The record is from RefSeq and is a predicted model, not a curated record. Gene Ontology annotation, biological process: SRP-dependent cotranslational protein targeting to membrane. The coding region runs from base 57 to 620 and encodes 187 amino acids. Gene Ontology annotation, cellular component: endoplasmic reticulum; membrane.
CGCCUGACCCGGAGCCGCUCGGCCCGCGCUGACGCUGCCUUUGACGCUGUCCCGCCAUGGCUCCCAAGGGCGGCCCCGGCGGCCGGCAGCAGUCCGAGGAGGAUCUGCUGCUGCAGGACUUCAGCCGCAACCUCUCGGCCAAGUCCUCCGCGCUCUUCUUCGGCAACGCCUUCAUCGUCUCCGCCAUCCCCAUCUGGCUUUAUUGGAGAAUAUGGCAUAUGGAUCUUGUUCAGUCUGCAGUCCUGUACAGCGUCAUGACCCUCAUCAGUACCUAUCUUGUGGCUUUUGCAUAUAAAAAUGUCAAGUUUGUCCUCAAACACAAAGUAGCCCAGAAAAGAGAAGAUGCUGUUUCCAAAGAGGUGACUCGCAAGCUGUCCGAGGCAGACAACAGGAAGAUGUCCCGCAAGGAGAAGGAUGAAAGGAUUCUGUGGAAGAAAAAUGAGGUUGCAGACUAUGAAGCAACAACUUUCUCCAUCUUCUACAACAACACCCUCUUUCUGGUCCUGGUCAUCAUUGCUUCCUUCUUUGUGCUGAAGAACUUCAACCCCACUGUAAACUACAUCCUUUCUAUCAGUGCUUCCUCAGGACUCAUUGCUCUGCUGUCCACAGGAUCCAAGUAGACAGAAAACCCACAGCAGUUUCUUCCUGUGAGAGGCUUCAACUGCCAUGAAAAUGUCUAAGGGUGGAAUAGGAAUAUUUUUUCUUUUAGCAUGAGGAAAAUGUGGGGAGGGUUUGAACCCAAACUGGUUGAAUUAUAUUUACUUUUGGUAUCUUUACAUGGUAUUCGAUAUUGGAGUUAUUCAGGUUUUUUUUUACUUAGCGAGGAGAGGGAAUGGGGUGUGAGCUGUGAGCAGACAUCACCACAGAGGAGUGAUGGUGCUGCAGCUCCACCCUGGGACUCUGCUCACACAGCUGUACCUGCAGCCUGGAGCAGAAUUCCCCUGGCAGUUCGGUGACUGGCCUCAGCCAAACUCACUGGGCAUAGACGAGACAAUCCCUUUAUCAUUGUAACUUGAAAAGUUGUAAUAAAAAGGAGCUUUUUUUGCCGUUUAA